AUGACCUUAAGUUACGACGAGGUUCUUGAGAGAGUCUAUGGAACAGGUCUGUAUCAAAUUGUUCUCGCGAUCUGCUGUUCAAUGUGUUCCAUGAUGUUGUCCUACGAGUAUCAGUCAAUGAUCUUCCUGCAUUAUACACCUUCCUUCAGUUGUUCAGAUUCGCGAAUGCAAAACUUUUCCAGUCUGAGAUGGAUUUCUUCCUCGACCUUCGCUGCGCUCUCGACCGACCCUUCCGGUAUGGAGAAGAUGUCCGCAAACUACACUGUUGAAGAACAAUGCCAGGCCGUGGGACAACGUAAUGGCACCAGCCAUAUGGAAUUAUUUUCCUGCUCGAAGUGGCACUUUGCUCAGUCAGUGAUGCGUCGAACAUUGCCGACAGACUUCACUCUGAUUUGCGGCCGUAAACACCUGAUCCAGUGGCUAGCUAGUAGCAUGUUUUUCUUUGUCGCUGUGGGACAAGCUAUCGCUCUGUUUACAGACAGAAUCAGUCGCCGGAAGAUGCUACUCCUCUACGUGGUUGUUGAGAUUAUAAUUACCAGCACAACCCAAUUCGGUACCUACUUUGAAGUUAUUUUUAUUCUGCGACUGUUGCGUAUGCUAACCAUGCCCCUGAACUAUGCGGCUACUUGCAUUAUGCAGGAGCUCUUACCCACACGAAAACGGGGCCUCUUUGGCACUCUUUACUGGAUGCCCUACGCGCUUGGGAGAAUUGCACGCUGGAACCGAGUGAAGCUGACAGAAGAUUUCGUAGAGGAAGCGGUUUCGUCAAUUAUCGGCUCCGAAACUCACAACAAAUGCCCCAGCGAUGGAACGGCCUUAACAAAUGCUGGCAAAAGAAAGGAAAAGGGCUGUUUCGCAGUCACAGAUGGCCUGAUUGCAAUUUUCCGUAUGCCAAACAUGCGCAAAAAAGCUGUCGUUUUGUGCAUCUACAUGUCGGCCAUUUUUCUUUCAUUCUAUGGUUUAUCCACGAGCCAAAACUUUGCAAGCACAAACAUUUUCUUGAAUGUAGUUUGUAUGGGCCUAGGUGAGUUGCCUGCGCCAUUUGUUGGUUGGGCAGUGGCCCACUUCUUUUGUCGGCGGCUGUCGGUGGCCAUUCUCGCGGCGGUCACAGCCUCCUGUGUUGUAAUUGGCCCGGCGGUGCGGCCACUGUCGGAAAUUUCUUGCAUCGUGAUUGUCUUUGUUGGGAAGGUGACAGCUUCCUCUACAGUUAGCUUGACGAUACUGCUUGUGACAGAAAUACACCCCACAACAAUACGUAACAUGGGACUCUUCUUAACCAUGUCAAUCAGCUCUGUUGCUACCUGCCUUGCUCCUGUCAUCAACUCCCUGGAUGCCAUCCAUUACCUCCUCCCUGGAGUCAUUUAUGGAAGUGCCAUACUUUUUUGUGCGUUUUUGACAUUACUCUUCAUACCGGAAACAAAACGUUGUCCACUUGCUCAGCGUCUGCAUCAGGCAGAGAAAUUGGUUCGCGGAAAGGUGGACGAAUGGAUUAAAUUUAUGCAAACAGAAUAA
Molecule: messenger RNA, 1512 nt
Organism: Dibothriocephalus latus
Lineage: Eukaryota; Metazoa; Platyhelminthes; Cestoda; Diphyllobothriidea; Diphyllobothriidae
Source: the annotation of a GenBank genome assembly